GAUUCCUCAUGGUCCUGGACAUUUUCCAAGAGCGCGGAUUGGCCACUGCGGACGGCCGUUGGGGUGACAAGGAGGAGUGCCGCUUUCCCCUCUUCAACUUCCUGAAGCCCUUACCUCUACAGUGGAUGUAUAUCGUCUAUCUUGUCAUGCUUGCUGGUGCUUUGGGUAUCAUGCUUGGUUUCAUGUUCCGGAUGAGCUGCCUUCUGUACCUGGGGCCGUACUGGUACUUGUUCUUCCUGGACAAGACCUCUUGGAACAAUCAUUCCUAUCUGUUCGGCAUCCUAGCCUUCCUCUUUUCUAUCUCAGAUGCCAACAGAUACUGGUCUGUGGAUGCGCUACUGAACCCAAAGAUACACAACAGACACAUACCAUUGUGGAACUACACUUUGCUACGUGCUCAAAUUUUCCUGCUGUACUUCAUCGCAGGCCUGAAGAAGCUGGACCUGGACUGGGUGUCUGGCUACUCUAUGCAGAAUAUUUCCCACCACUGGGUCUUUGACCCUCUCAAGCUUCUCCUGACGGACGAUCAGAUCGACAUGUACGUGGUUCACCUAGGUGGACUCACCAUCGACCUUUUCCUCGGCUUCCUCUUGUUCUUCGACAAAACCCGGCCCCUCGGCCUCCUCGUCUCUUCCUCCUUCCACCUCAUGAACUCGCAGAUCUUCAGCAUUGGUAUGUUCCCGUACGCGUGUAUAGCCACACAGUUCUUGUUCUGCUAUGGCGACUGGCCCCGCAGGCUGUUCCGUCUGGUGCCACCCGCCCUCCGAUUGUUUACCCCGGAUGACCUGGAGCUUCAGCCUAGUGGCCACUGUGUUUACAACAAGGAAGAUGUCAUGUCAGAGAAUGUCUCCCCCACUUCCAAGACGCAGUAUGUCUCAUCUAGUGAAGCUCUGCCUACAGAACCAAAGCUGAAACAAAAGAUUGCAACUUUGUUCACUCUCCUGUUCAUAGCCUGGCAGUGUUUUCUUCCCUAUUCACAUGGUAUCACAAAGGGCUACAACAACUGGACCAAUGGCUUGUACGGCUACUCCUGGGACAUGAUGGUGCACAGCUGGUACAUCCAGCACGUACGGAUCACGUAUUAUGACAAGGAUACUGGACAGUCUGGAUAUCUUGACCCUUUGGUGUGGGGAGGAAAUCGCCGGUGGUCCUCCCAUGCUGACAUGAUCAAGCAGUAUUCUUUGUGCAUCGCAGAAAACCUAAAGAGCUACAAUAUCAACAAUGUAGAGAUCUAUUUUGAUAUCUGGAGGUCGCUCAAUCACCGUUUUCAGCAGAGGACGGUACACCCUCAUGUGGACAUUGUUACGGCGGAGUGGAGUCCCUUCCGUGAGGCACCCUGGGUGAUGCCCCUUAUGGUCGGGUUGUCAGACUGGCGAGGGAAGCUGGAGGAGAUACAAGCCCGGCUGGACAACGGGACUGAUUCACACGUGGAGGUCGUUUUUGUUGCUGACUUCCCAGGUUUAUACCUAGAGAACUACGUCCAGCCAGACUUUGGAAACACGAGUCUCUCUGUGUUAGACGGCCGGGUUAUUGUUGAGCUGUUGGAUGAGGGACGGAACAUCAGCCUUGGACCUGGUGAUAUUGUACAGAUUCCACCAGACACAUUCCACAAUGUACACACCGUGUCAGAGACACCCUCAUGUUACAUGUACAUGUUUGUCAAUACCACUGAGGUCAACUUCAUGCGCAAAUUCUCACAGUUUGAAGACGACCUCAACAGCUCAUCCUCUGUGAAUGAGACUCUCAAGAAAUAUGAUGACGAUCCUUACCUGGUUCACUAUCAAAAUAUUCUGGCUGCCAAGCAGGCAAAGGAGUUAAAGGAGUAUAACUUUUGGCUCCAGUUCAAGUCGUUUUUAUUAGCUAAAUACAAGAUUUUAAGAAGAAGCAUUCGCAUCUCAACAGGUGCUGUGUACUGCCUUGCCACCAACAACUCUUUCAAUGACUACUUGAAUUCCAUUUACCAACUGGAGCUGAGACCAGACGACGGUGCCACAACCUCUGAGAUACAUUGAGAUACUUUAUUUUCCCAUCAAAA
Molecule: messenger RNA, 2035 nt
Organism: Aplysia californica (California sea hare)
Lineage: Eukaryota; Metazoa; Mollusca; Gastropoda; Aplysiida; Aplysiidae
Product: vitamin K-dependent gamma-carboxylase
Biological process (GO): peptidyl-glutamic acid carboxylation
Molecular function (GO): vitamin binding; gamma-glutamyl carboxylase activity
Source: RefSeq, a predicted model, not a curated record